AUGGCUAAAGACUCGAUAGACUACUCCACAACAUGUUUCAGCAUAAUUUUGAACGCAGUAGAACAACUUCCCAGCAAGGCCCGACGGGAAGCCAAUGUCGCCGAAGUGCAUGCUCUAUCCACAUAUGGGCUCGGGGUCAUAGCCCUUCACCGCGGCGAAUACGAGAAGUCAAGAGACCUUUUGCGAGAAUCACGGCUUCGAGCCAAAGGCUGUGAGUUCGAUGAUCUCGUCACAAGCUCGGAACUCGAGCUUCAAAAGCUUGACAACAUUCUUGCCGAAAUCGCCAAAGGUGAGAAGAACCCCAAAUACGAGCCUCCAUCCAUGGACGUCCUGUUCCUCAAACCCGACAACAAAGACGAUCCCGUCAAUAUCAAACCUCCACUCGACGAAUCUGCCUGA
Messenger RNA from Sugiyamaella lignohabitans, 399 nucleotides. RefSeq lists its product as uncharacterized. Gene Ontology annotation, cellular component: i-AAA complex. The record is from RefSeq and is a predicted model, not a curated record. The transcript has a single exon. Gene Ontology annotation, biological process: protein quality control for misfolded or incompletely synthesized proteins. Lineage: Eukaryota; Fungi; Ascomycota; Dipodascomycetes; Dipodascales; Trichomonascaceae. Bases 1 to 399 code for a protein of 132 amino acids. Gene Ontology annotation, molecular function: misfolded protein binding.